This is a messenger RNA of Amyelois transitella, 2176 nucleotides long. It is a transcript of the gene Cox10, whose product is annotated as protoheme IX farnesyltransferase, mitochondrial. Gene Ontology annotation, molecular function: protoheme IX farnesyltransferase activity. Bases 197 to 1441 code for a protein of 414 amino acids. Gene Ontology annotation, biological process: heme biosynthetic process. The record is from RefSeq and is a predicted model, not a curated record. The transcript has 8 exons. Gene Ontology annotation, cellular component: mitochondrial membrane; mitochondrion. Lineage: Eukaryota; Metazoa; Arthropoda; Insecta; Lepidoptera; Pyralidae.
AUAGUUGACAACACUGCACUCCACCUCCCUUCCCUCUCUACUUCUACGGUCGGGUCAUGCAUAACCUCAAAUGUUUAUGUUAUUUUAUUGGAAAAUAAAUGUUUUGAACUCUUUAUAAAGAGGAGUUUAUAAAUAUUCUAAAAAAAAUUGUACGAAGAUGUUGACUUAACAACUUUUAGAUAUAUCCCUUUCCAUAAUGUCUUAUGUAAAAGUGCUUCAUUGCACUCUGUGCCUGAAACAUGGUGCUGUUGGACUUUCCACAAAGUCAGUGCUAUUUAAAAUUAAAAAUGGCACAGUAACACAACAGAAUGCUAGUUUUACUACCUCUCAAUGUUGGAAAAGCAAACUCCCACUCACGUCACAGACUCAAGCGAUAACGCCCAUAAAGAAAAACAAAGUGGCCCCACAAGACACUAGGGUGUGGAAAGAGACACCUUCCCAUGACAGGAAGGCCAAUUUUGGACAAUACUGCUUAAUGCUUUCAAAAUUUCGACUUACAUCGCUAGUAGUAAUGACAUCGAUGGCUGGCUACGCCCUUGCGCCUGCUCCAUUCGAGCUGACCAGUUUCGUGCUCUGUGCGGCCGGCACGGGGCUUGUGUCUGCUGCGGCUAACUCUAUCAACCAGUAUCAUGAGGUGCCAUUUGAUGCACAGAUGUCCAGGACGAAAAACAGAGUGCUAGUUAAAGGAUUGUUGGAACCAGCGCACGCGAUCAGCUUCGCAACCGUGGCCACUUCCACCGGCCUGUGCAUACUGUACGCCGUGAACCCGCUGACGGCGGCGCUGGGCGCGGCCAACCUGUUCCUCUACACCACCGUGUACACCCCCAUGAAGAGGAUGUCCAUACUGAACACUUGGCUAGGCUCUGUAGUGGGCGCCAUCCCGCCGCUGAUGGGCUGGGCGGGCUGCGCGGGCGGGCUGGACGCGGGCGCGCUGCUGCUGGGCGCCGUGCUGUACUCGUGGCAGUUCCCGCACUUCAACGCGCUGUCCUGGAACCUGCGCCCCGACUACUCCCGCGCCGGCUACAGGAUGAUGGCGGUCACUGACCCGGCUCUGUGUCGGAGAGUUGCCCUGCGGCAUACAGGCGUGAUAACGGCGACCUGUCUAGCGUCCUCUUACAUGGACGUGACCAACGUCUGGUUCGCACUCGAGUCACUGCCACUGAAUGUCUAUUUCAUGUAUUUAGCCUGGCAAUUCUACAAAAAAUCCGACAGCGCCAGUUCAAGGAAACUGUUUAGGUUCUCACUUAUACAUCUACCCGCAUUGAUGGUAUUGAUGCUAGUCAACAAGAAGUAUUGGAGCUCAUCCGAGUCCCAGGCGGACCAGAAAGAUACGGCCAAGCUGCAAGACGUAAACAAACUGCCCGAAGCCAAGAGGAUAACAGUACUGCCCAAAGGACCCGUAGUAGUAGCCCAGGAUUCAACAGACUCAGCCAUGAAUUAGUGUUAUAGUUUCCUAUAAGGAUGGUUCCUAGUAUUAUUUUAUAGUGCAGCAUUUGUAUCAGAGAUUUCUGAGCGGUAAUGUCAUUUUGACAGCCGUGCACGACUUGUUAACUUAUUUUGAGCCACCGAGGGGCUAUCAUGUUUUCUUGAAACAUUUCUCAGCACUAAUUUUACAAGAUUAUGAAAAUCGGUGGACCUUCCAAUCAAAUUUAAAAAACCUCAUUCUAAUCGAAUGGGUUGUAACAGAUCAUUUUACGUUGCUGUCUCCAUUACCCAUGACGGUAGGACAAAGACAGCUAUGCUAAAUGUCCGUCAGUGAGAUUAAUUCUAUUUAUACAUCGACUAAAAGUUAUGUUUGUGCUAAUGUUAUUCAAAAUGAUGUAAUGGACAUAAAGGACUAUCUCGCUUCCUGUAAAUAUGUACAAUGUAAUUGUUAUUGCUUUAGAAGGCUUAUAAGUAGUUAUUAUUUAAUAAAUGAUUUUAUUGCAAUCACAAAACCUGUAUUGUACUUAUUGUUUUGCACAGGUAUAAUAUUUUUAUAUUCUUUUUUUGGAUGAAAAAAGCUUGAUUUUAAACCUGACUGUUAAAGAAGGGUAAUGUGGUAUCAAAACGUUGUAUUUAGUUAUUUUGUAACUAUUUUCCGCUAACCGAAACUUACGUUACCACUUUUGAAGUUGUGUGAUUUAUUUGUAAUUAUGAUAAUGACAAAAGUAGGAAUAAAUAAAAUACAAAAUUA